AUCUCUAAUCAGCCUUUUCUGGACCUUAUCUCGCACUAAAUAUUAUUCCAUGCAUCCUGUAUCUGUACACUGUGAGCUCCUUGAAUGUAAUCAUGAAUAGUCUUUCCGCUGACUGGAUAGCACGCAACAAAAAGUAUAUUCACUGUAACUCAUUGCAUGUGACAAUAAACUAAACUAAACUAAACUAAACUAAGUUAAACUGGACUAAACUAAACUAGAAUUGAAAAUGCUGAGUUGUGCAAUCGUGAUAUUAAAUACUAGUUCUGGUUGCCUGGGAAUAAUGAAAUACGUUGCAUUUGGGCUUGUUGAAUAUCAGUGUAACAAUGAAACAAUUUAUCUGCACAACCAUUGGCAGGCAUCAGAUGGCAACUGCGUUGCAGUUAGAGGUUUCAACACGAUUGAAUUAAGUUUGAAAUUAAUGCAAUGCCAUUGCAAAAUUCAACAGUUCAAGCAAUUUAAAUAAAGUAGGGAUUUUUAAAAUCUGCUCUUUUUUCAUUGAUUAAGAAAUUGAAUUUUCCAAUUUGCCCUAUUGAAUGCCACGACAUUUUUUGGUGUUGUUUUGCAGCUGUUAAAAGUAAUUUGUAACUUUUUUCACUCAAGGCUGCACAAAGACUUUAGAUAACACAACUUCCUGGCAUUGAUGUUAGAGGCACACAGGGAGGUAUGCAAGACUCACCACCUCCUUGUAGGUUUUUGAAAGUGCGUUUUGAGCAAGUCAUUGUUUACUAUGGUGUCCUUCUGCUGAACAUAGAAACACACAAACUCAAGACAUGAAAUUGUUAAAGAUCCAUAUUUGACGCUUGGAAGGGAUCUGUUGGGAGAGCAGCAGGGAUCCACUGGAGAGCAAGAACUACAGAUCCAACAAGAAGAUGGAAACUGAGAGUUACACUGACCCUGCCAAUAGCUACAUUUUGGAGAGAAACUAUGAGUUUUGUGGACAUAAGCUGUGGAUCAGUCAAAGCGCUGAUUCCGUGCUUGCAUCUUCCAGUUUUAUAUGGGAUGCUGGUCUUGCUCUUUGUCAGUAUGUUGAAAAACAGAGAAUAAUAUUUUCUGGUAUGAAAGUGAUUGAACUGGGUGCAGGCACUGGAAUUGUGGGAAUCUUGGCAGUCCUACUAGGAGGCGAUGUAACGAUUACGGACCGACCAAAUGUGUUGAAACAAAUAGAACACAAUGUUACUGCCAGCAUUCCUGCUUCCUGCAGAAAUCGGGUAAAUAUCCGUGCCCUAUCAUGGGGGCUUGAUCAUACUCAGUUUCCUACUGACUACGACUUCAUCCUGGGAGGUGAAAUCGUCUACUUUGCAAAGACCUAUCCUUUAUUAUUAAAGACUCUACAGCAUCUCAGCAGUGAAAGAACUAUCAUAUACCUGGCUUCCAAAAUGUGGCAGGACUUUCAGAUCAAUAGUUUCUACGAGGAAAUUCUACCAAAACAUUUUAAUUGCCAACUCGUUAACAGAAACGAAGAAGAUGACAUCAACGUGUACAAAGUGACCAAGAAAAUUCCAAGUUCUGGGGAUCAGCCAGUAACAUAGAAAGAAAAGUCUAUCACAUUAUAAGACUCUUGGGAUUCCUAAGGAUGUUUUUCUAACAUUAUCCACAUAAAAAAAAGUCAGUUUGAAGAAAUGUUUCUUUGACUUCUUUUAUUGAAUGUGUUUUUCUCUGGAUGUUGGACAUUUUUCACUCCAUCUCCUGAAGGGAUGAGGGUGCAGGAGGCUGCAACUGUCUGAUACAUUAUCUAAGGGCCAUUCUUCGUGUCUGAGACUGGACUGUGGCAUCUGACUAUUACAUUUUUUUACAGCUUUUAUCUAUCAUCAUCUCACAUCAGUUGUGUCAGUGCAAGUCAUUAGACUGGAGUCUGGUGUUGGGAAUAUGAUUUCAUUCCCCUCCACUGAAGUUCACCAAAAAUGGUCUAAUCUGCCUGGUGAUGAUUAGCUAGCAAAUUAGUGUUCACUCAGUAAAUUUGAGGCUUUAUUAACGUAUAUGGGGAGGCAAUUUUCAGCAAUAUAGUGCUGUAAUUAAUGAAGCCAUUAGAAUGGAGAAGUCUGCAGACAAUUAGGUCCCAAUAUAAUACAAAUUCUUUGGAGGCAAAGCUACAAAUUAAAUACUGGAAUGAUGCUAGAAUUGCAGGGUUAUACCAAUCAGCAAAGCUUAAUCAGAUCGGGGCUCUUUAAAUCCAGAAAAGAGAAAACUGAGAGGUUGCCUGAUAAUAGUCUUUAAGAAUAUGGGAGAGUUUGACAGGUAGGCCUAAAGAAGAAAAAAACAUGGUUAAGACAAUAACAAAUAAAUACAAUGGGGAUUCAAAAGAAACAUCCCUACCCAGAGAGGGGUUAGCAUGUGGAAUGCAUUGUUGCAUUGUUGUGGAAGCUACCCAAACAUUGGGGUUAUAUAAAGAAGGGUGGAGGUGGCUUGGGUGGAGCAUGAAGACCAACAUCGAACUUUUGAGCCAAGUAGCGUUAGUUUACUGCAGUAAUUACCAUGUCAUAAAAUAUAAACUCGUAUUAAAAUAACGUGGGUUGCUUUAGUCUUUGUGCCACAAAAACAAUAUAUUUUUGGUUUAGAAAGCCAACAGAAAAUAACAGUUAAAAUGAUUGCAAGUCUGCAGACAGUGUUUUUGAGCAAAAACAGGGAUUUGAGGUUUAUACUUUGGAAAGACGCUGCUUAAUGAGUGACUUCAGCAAAGUGUCUGAUAGAAUAAAUUAUUGGGAGAAAAAGGCCUGUGUAGAAGGCAAAGAUGGAAAUGAACGAAAAAAGACACCAGAACACAUCAGGAAAAUUCUAUUUCUCAAAUGUCUGGAAUAAUCCACUGUCAACAUGAGAACAUUACAGAUUUAGAAAUAUUCAGAUUCAGAUCAGAUCAAGUCAAGUCAAGUCAAGAGAGUUUAUUGUCAUGUGUCCCUGAUAGGACAAUGAAAUUAUUGCUUUGCUUCAGCACAACAGAACGUAAUAGGCAUUGACUACAAAACACAUUAAUAAAUAAACUGCUAAAAUGCAAAUAACAGAUAAUUGGUUAUUAAUGUUCAGAGUUUUGUCCGAGCCAGGUUUAAUAGCCUGAUGGCUGUGGGGCAGUAGCUAUUCCUGAACCUGGUCGUUGCAGUCUUCAGGCUCCUGUACCUUCUACCUGAAGGUAGCAGGGAGAUGAGUAUGUGGCCAGGAUGGUGUGGGUCUUUGAUGAUACUGCCAGCCUUUUUGAGGCAGCGACUGCGAUAAAUCCCCUUGAUGGAAGGAAGGUCAGAGCCGAUGAUGGACUGGGCAGUGUUUACUACCUUUUGCAGUCUCUUCCUCCCCAGGGUGCUCAAGUUGCCAAACCAAGCCACAAUGCAACCGGUCAGUAUGCUCUUUACUGUGCACCUGUGGAAGUUAGAGAGAGUCCUCCUUGACAAACCGACUCUCCGUAAUCUUCUCAGGAAGUAGAGGCGCUGAUAAGCUUUCUUGAUGAUUGUAUUAGUGUUCUCGGACCAGGGAAGAUCUUCAGAGAUGUGCACGGCCAGGAAUUUGAAGCUCUUGAUCCUUUCAACCAGGGUGCAAUGAAAUUCCUUGUUCACAUGAAGAUCACAGAGUAACCAAUAUACAUGCAGAAAUGACAAAUACAAGCAAAAAAACAAUGAUGAAUGUAACAGAGUGGAAUGGUUUGAGAUUGAGCUGAAAUCCAAAGUAGUGCAAAAACUCUAUUAAAGUAGAAUAAUGAAAUGUGAAUGAGAUAGAAUUGAGGGCAGAAGUAUGUGGUGACAGCUUCGGGAAAGGGGUGUGAAAGGGUGUUUGGUUCGGGAGUCUGUUAGCAGUGGGGAAGAAGAUAUUCUUAAGUUGGACAUCUGAGCUUUCAAGCUCCUGCACUUUCAUCUAGAAGAUAGUAGAGAGAAAAAGGAAUGGCCAGGGUGACAGGCCACAGCCAGCCUUCCUGAUGCAAUGAACCGUGAUGAUGGGUUGGAUGGAAAGAAGUGAUGUGGCUUUGUUGAGCUGGGCUGUGUUCACCACUCUAUCUUGGGACAGUCAGGAGCAGAGCACAUGUCAUAUCAGGCUGAGCUGUAUCCUAUCAGAAUACUUUUUUAUAGUAGAUGUGUAGAAGUUCAGGAGAAUCUUCGUGGAUAUGCUGAAUCUUCUCAGACACCUAAGAAAGUAAAUGUAUUGUUGCAUUUUUAAUUAGCACCACAUCAAUAUCAAUAUGUUGUUGUUGAUAGAUGCCAAGGAACAUGCAGCUGCCGACCAUCUACACAGUAUCUCUGUUGAUGAGGUUCACUGGAAUUUAGAAGAGUGAGAGGAGAUCUUAUAGAAACAUGUAAAAUUCUUAAGGUAUUGGACAGGCUAGAUGCAGGAAUUUCCCCCCCCCCCCAUGUUGGGGGAGUCCAGAGCCAGGUGUCACAUUUUAAGAAUAAGGGGUAGGACGUUUAGGACUGAGAUGAGUUCACCCAGAGAGUUGUGAAUCUGUGGAAUUCUCUGCCACAGAAAGCAGUAGAGGCCAAUUCAUUGGGUGUUUUCAAGCGAGAGUUAGCUCUUAGGGCUAAUGGAAAAUCAAGGGAUAUGGGGAUAAAGCAGGAACGGGGUACUAAUUUUGGAUGAUCUGCCAUGAUCAUAUUAAAUGGCGGUGCUGGCUCGAAGGUUCGAAGGUCUGAAUGGCCUAUUCCUGCCCCUAUUUUCUAUGUUUCUACGUUUCUAAGACAGAAUUAUGUUCAUCCUUGUGCUUCCUUAGAUUAACAUACAACUCUUUCAUGUUGCUGACGUAGAGGGAUAGAUUGCCAUGCUAGUACUUUGACACAAUGUUCUUGAUCUUGUUUCUGUGUUUCAUCAUUGUUGUUGAUCCGGCCUAUAACAAUGGUAUCAUUGGCGAAUUUAAAGAACCAGCUGUCAUUGCACUUGGCCACACAGUCCAGGGUGUGCGGGAGACACAAUUCUGAGGGGUAAGAUGGAAGAAAUAUUACCAAUUCAGGAAGGCCAGAAGCGUGUUUCAGAUGCAGGCCCCAAGGACGAAGUUCAGAAGUUUAGGGAUGACUUUAUUCGGUAUUAUGGUGUUGAAGGCUGAGCUGUGGGAAAUAAAUAGCAUCCUGACAUAGUUGUCCUGUGAUGGAUGAGUUCUUGUACCAUGGAGAUGGGACAUGAAUCACAAUUAUUUUUUUCUCAUGUGCCACAGCAACAUGUCAUCCUACUUGCUGAAUUUACAAGAGAUUGUACACAACGAUUCAAAUUUG
Messenger RNA from Leucoraja erinaceus (little skate), 5177 nucleotides. Its product is annotated as EEF1A lysine methyltransferase 3-like. NCBI's taxonomy places the organism in Eukaryota, Metazoa, Chordata, Chondrichthyes, Rajiformes, Rajidae. The coding region runs from base 870 to 1529 and encodes 219 amino acids. Gene Ontology annotation, molecular function: protein-lysine N-methyltransferase activity. Gene Ontology annotation, cellular component: cytoplasm; cytosol. Gene Ontology annotation, biological process: peptidyl-lysine methylation. The transcript has 4 exons. The record is from RefSeq and is a predicted model, not a curated record.